AUCUUUUCUUUUUACAGAAAAAAUGCUAUGCAAUAUUUGAGCUGCCAAAAGGAGUUCUGUAAAAUGUGGGACUUGGCCAAAUAAAUACAUUACAAUAUUUGGCACCUGCCACAAAAAAUUUGGGAGGAGUUUGAAUUGAUUUGGAUUUUUCACAAAUGGAAAAGCAUUUAAAAAUGCUGAUUUGGAACUGCUUUAAUUCCGAGGGGAAUUUAGCUAUCUCAAAUGAUGUUGAAUCACUCAUGACAUUUAGUUAGUGAAUAUUUGCAACCCAGCGAACAUUUUUUUUUACUGUUUGGAGAAUUAAUUUAUUUGACUUUAUGUUAAAAUUGAAUUUGAAUUUGUUUUGAAUCAAAGUGAGAUUAGCAACAGUAACAGAGAUGAUGUGGCAUCAUUAGUAGGGGAUUACUGUAGCUUGAUUAUCCGGGUAUUACACACAUUCUCAUGUAAACGAGUAUAGCCGCUAAUGUUAGACAUUCUUUGCAUGGAUAUGUCUCUGCAAGUUAUACUUUGGGACAAAAAGAGGUUGUUUUGACUCCAAUUACAGUGAACUACGAUACUAGAUCAUACAAACACAUUUCUUUGGUCUGAAACAGGUACCCCUUGGAUCCCCAUGACUGCCUAUGGUCGACUUACGACACAAUCCCAAACUGGGAUGAAAUAUCUGCAACAUCUGUCGUCCAGAAUUAUGUCACUGAUGUGUACGACGUGCCAUCAGCUGUUAUGCAAAAUGCAGCAACCUUACACCCCUCCAUUCCUAUUCGCCGAUUCUUUCUCAGGCUUUGUACAAGGGUUGGCAAGUUAUAGUGUCUCACUUGUUGCUACAGAAAAUGCAACUCUUACACCUAUCCUGAAUGCCAUGGAGAUGUACUUGGUGGAACCGAUAACUGAGGUCGCUACUGAUAGUGGAGAUGCUAGAGCCAUGAUGUCAAUCCAGGAGAAUUUUGGCGUGGAGAAAAACUGGAUGGGUGAUCCAUGUGCUCCAAAAGCUUUUGCAUGGAUAGGAUUAACCUGCUCCUAUCCUCCAGCUCAUGCCUCUAAAAUAACAGCAUUAAAUGUGUCUUCCUUUGGGUUGGCUGGUACCAUCUCUACUGAUUUUGGAGAUCUGAAUGCACUUCAGUACCUAUUGGUAAGGGAUCUGUCCAGCAAUGAUCUAUAUGGAACAAUCCCUGACAGUCUUCAAAAAUCCCAAAAUGGGACUCUGUCGUUAAGGGUUGGUAAUAAUGCAAAUAUAUGUGCCAAUGGUACUGCCUGUGGAUCAAGUCGAAAGAAAAUUAAUGGGGCACUUCUUGCUGCAAUAGUUAUUCCAAUCGUUGCUGUCAUUGCAAUAUUUGUUGUAUUAUUUCUUCUGCUACGCCAAAAGCUCAAGGGAAAAGAUAAGAGAAAAGCUACUGGUCCUGAAGAUGAAUCUGCGUUACUUGAGAACCGAGAAUUUUCUUACAGAGAACUGAAGUAUAUUACAAGCAACUAUAGCCAAGAGAUUGGCAAGGGCGGGUUUGGAGCUGUCUUCCUUGGCUACCUGAAGAACGGAAACUCAGUUGCUGUGAAAGUGCGUUCUGAUUCAUCUUCACAAGGGGGUAAAGAGUUUCUGGCUGAGGCUCGGCACUUGACAAGGAUUCAUCACAAGAACUUGGUUUCCUUGAUUGGCUACUGCAAGGACAAAAAUCAUCUAGCCCUUGUUUACGUGUACAUGCCCAAAGGGAACCUGCAGAAUCAUCUGAGAGGUUCUACUAGUAAACCACUCACUUGGGAGCAGCGUCUUCACAUCGCCCUUGAUGCUGCACAAGGUCUGGAGUAUCUGCAUAUCGCGUGUAAACCAGCAUUGAUCCACAGAGAUGUGAAGAGUACCAACAUCCUGCUGACCACAGAUCUUGGGGCUAAGAUUGCUGAUUUUGGCCUGACCAAGGCUUUCGGCGACUCGAAAACACAUAUAACCACUGAACCAGCUGGUACUAUGGGCUACUUAGAUCCCGAGUACUUCUGCAGUUAUCACAUCAGUGAGAAGAGCGACGUGUACAGCUUUGGCGUCGUACUCCUAGAGCUCAUCACAGGCCGUCCUCCUAUCAUCCCGGUCAGCGACAGCGUGAGUGUCCACGUCGGCGAGUGGGUGCAGCAGAGCCUUGACCACGGCGCCAUGGAGAGCAUUGUGGAUGCAAGAAUGGUUGGGGAUUAUGACAUGAACUCUGUCUGGAAAGCUGCUGGCCUGGCGCUGCAUUGCAAGCUAGAGGUCUCAAGGGAGCGUCCGACGAUGGCAGAGGUGGUGGCGCAGCUUAAGGAGUGCUUGGAGCUCGAGAACCGUCUUGACGGGAGGCAAAGAAGCUUGGGCUCGAACUUUCCUAGGGAGGGAAGUGCACUUGAGGCAGAAGAAGAACAACAAGGUGGGGAUAUACAAGCUGUUGCUGCUGGUCCUGCAAUGAGAUAGUUUUAAUCUUACAUUAGUGCUGCAGGUUAAGAGCCCCUCUUCUCUUAAUUUUUUUUCUGAUAAAACCACCGUCUGUCUCUGUAAAUCUCAAGUUCCUUGCAACGCUUAGAUGAAGGGGAAAGUAUAUGAUGCA
Messenger RNA from Triticum aestivum (bread wheat), 2552 nucleotides. Its product is annotated as probable LRR receptor-like serine/threonine-protein kinase At4g20450. The coding region runs from base 611 to 2419 and encodes 602 amino acids. The record is from RefSeq and is a predicted model, not a curated record. Gene Ontology annotation, biological process: protein phosphorylation. Lineage: Eukaryota; Viridiplantae; Streptophyta; Magnoliopsida; Poales; Poaceae. The transcript is spliced from 11 exons. Gene Ontology annotation, molecular function: protein kinase activity; ATP binding.